AUGUCGGCCAGCUCAGAUCCAUUCAAUUUUAAGAUUCCAAAAAACAUCGAAUUCGGCGACGUUGGGGCCGACGAUGAUGUGUUCAACAGUAAGCCGAGUAUUUGAGUCAUUUACAAAGAGUUUAGAGACGAAUGGAUGGGGAAGCCCAGAAUUUUAUGCACAGAGAAAGGCGGCGGAAAGACAAAAGAAACUGGAAGCGAUUGAUGCCAAAUUGAGACGGUUGUCCGCGUAAGUUUAUAUUAAUUUUGUCUAUUCUCAUGUUUAGUCUCAAGGACUCCGAGAAGGAGAAUCAGAGGUCUAAGAAUGUAAUUCCCGUUAAGCCUGUAAAUAGUAACGAAGGGUAAGGCAAAUCAUUGCGAGGAUAUUCUUUUAGUCGGCCUGUACUUCAACCAUCGACCGUCAGAACUCGAGCUUCUUCUCAGCCGCCUGUCCAACCAGUGGUUUCAGCCAAGCCCGUAGUUCAACCAUUAAUAAGGUAAGUUUUAGACAAUUUAUUUUGAACUUUUUAGUCGUCUUCGCUCAAACUCAAUGGUUCGAACUCCAGCUGCUCCUCAUGGCAUGGAACUCAGAGGUCGUCCACAGGAGAGAAAGGUUCCGGCUUUUGUUAGGCAAGCCGUGAAAGCUACUCCGACCUUAUCCAGGUCUUCUCCUUUGGUCAGAAGAGCUGCCGCCGUUACCUCUCGCCUUCGUAAUUCAUCUCAAGAUCUCGUAAAACCUGCGGAAUCUCCCGCCGUUCGCAGUGUUAGAGGUAUUCCAGUGGUUGCUGCUUAUCAUCCGGGUAAAAAGGCCGCAGAAAAACCGAAGGAAGAUUCCGAAUCAAAGGAGAACCAGAAGCCAACGGUGCAAAAGUCAUUGGUUCAGCCAGUCCCAAACCCGGUUGGACGAGUCCUCCGUUCCUUCAGCCAGCCUCGGCAGACUCCAACACCAGCGACUGUUCCAAUUGAGAAGAAGCCAAUGCAAUCAACGCCUAAGGCACUUCCCAUUCCAAGCAGAUUACAAGCCAGACCUCCAGCGAUGCCCAGGAUUGUGAGACCCAAGAACAAUCAAGAGAAUGUCCCCAGUCGUGUUGAUGCCUCAGGCGCUGAUGUUUUGAAUAAGAAGCCCGUUAAUCGUAGAUUCAGUUUCAUGGCCCCCACCUUCGCGAGUCGUCGCAGAUCAAUGGCUGCCCCAGAGUAA
Bursaphelenchus xylophilus (pine wood nematode) is the source of this 1176-nucleotide messenger RNA. The record is from the annotation of a GenBank genome assembly. NCBI's taxonomy places the organism in Eukaryota, Metazoa, Nematoda, Chromadorea, Rhabditida, Aphelenchoididae.